Molecule: messenger RNA, 2956 nt
Organism: Neocloeon triangulifer
Lineage: Eukaryota; Metazoa; Arthropoda; Insecta; Ephemeroptera; Baetidae
Exons: 7
Coding region: 136-2172 (678 amino acids)
Source: RefSeq, a predicted model, not a curated record
UGGAGCGGUCGUGCGCGUUGCAUACUCACCCAGGCGCUGCAUCUUUCCGGGAGUGCAAUUUCCCGAUCCGAACAUUUGCCGAGGUUGCGAACCGCAAUACCAAUGGAUUAUCCGGAAAUGGAGUAGAAAGUCGUCAUGCGUUGCUGGCCAGAUCCGAGCGACACCGUCGGGCGUCGCGACGCGUUCCGAUGCGUCGUUCCCGUCAACAAUGCGACGACGGAACUGCCGCUGGCGCGCGUUCCGCCGCUGGAGCUGGACUUCGGACACGGCCGACGGGUUGAGGACAGCGGCGUGCAGACCCCGAACCCCUGCUGGCAGGAGCCCCCUCGAAAAGUUCCUCGGUCGUCAUCACGCUCGCUAGGCGUGCAGGAGGCCCUGUCGGCGCUGCUGUACCAACCGUACGAGUGCCGCAACGACUCGUCCGACGACGACAGCGACGAGUGGCCUCUAGAUGGCGGCACCGGCUGCUGCGGCUCAGGUUGCACCGCGGCAGGUCGGCUGCCGUCAGUGUCGAGCGCACCUUUGCUUCGCGCGGACGCAUCGGUGGCGUCGCGCAUGGUGAGUGUCAGUGUUGAAGGGGGGCCAGCGGCCGGCGGCCUGCCCGCGGCCGCCGACGACGUCGAGACCGAAGACGAAGAGCGAAGACUGUGUUCGAUGCCGCAUGUGUCCAGUGUGCAGAUCGUCCCCUGCGGCGGGGGCGGCAGUGGGGGCGGCGAGGCGCGCACCUUCACCUCCACCGAGGCGCAGACCGAGCCUGACAAUCGCGAGCAGCGGCGCCGCGAACGCCGCGAGCGGCGCCAGCAGCGUCUCCUGCGCAACAGCGCCCCGGCGGCGGCGCCCGCCCCCACCCUGGCCGCCCCCGGAGGCGCCACCACAGUGGAAAUCCCCGCCGAGCGGCUGCUGCCCGACCUGCUGAUGAACUCUUACCAGCAGCCGCCCCCGUACUCGACCCUGCCCAUCAGGACGAUCGCGGGCCCGCCCCCGCCUCUCUUGGUGCCGACCACCGCCCUCGCGACUGCCACCCCCGGCUCGCCGCCUGCGUUAGUGCAUCAGCCCCUUGCCAUGAGAUUCUCCUUCCCCAUCUCACCUACAUCACGAAGAUGUCGAGGUGGUUCGGGUCGAGCAUCCCACCUGUCGGAAGAACCGAAGUCUUGUUGCGGGCUGGCCCUCACACAGGCUGCAUCAAUCAGAUGGUUUAUUGUUCUAAUCGCCUUCGUCGGUGUUUGCUGUGCCGUGGUGGGCACGGUGUUGGGUGCCAUGCGAGCAUCGGGCCGAGAACACCUCACCAUAUCGCUCCUCAUGAUAGGAGUCGGAAUUGUGUUAGUGCUGGUCAGCGGCGUUGGCUGGAGGCUCACGGCCCACGACGCGCCCUCGUGCAGGGCCAUGCUGGGCCUCGGCGGUCACAGCGCGAGGGCAGCAGGCCUCAGCGACGGUGACGGCGCCGAACCCAACAGGAGAUUCGUGCCCAGACUGCCGCCCUCGUAUGGGCGACCACAUCACCCUUAUGCUGCCAUGAUUUAUCCCGAGUUUCAAUAUCGACCGCCUCCACCUUCAUAUCAAGCCUCGAUGCAGGAGUACAGGCUUCGGCUGCUGUUGUUGGACAGAGGAGUGUCCCAACCGCCUCCGCCUACAACAUCCCCCAUGGCAGCUGUUUCUCCGCCUCCGACCUACAGGUCGAAUGUUGGCUCCAUGCUCAGGGCUCCAAUGAUAUUCCGGAGGGACAAUAACCAGUCAGGACUAACCGGCGACGCCAGCGUGUGUUCGAGUCGGCCGCCCAGCUACAGAUCGCGGGCGGGAUCAACGCGGCCAGCGAGUGUGGCGGCCGGGGUGGAGAGCAAUCCGGCCGUCGGCCUGACGCCCACCCCGUCCCCGACGCCACCCUCGCCGCAACCACCCUCAGUGUCCGUGAUCUGCGUGGGCAGUCCGAAGAUUUUGGCGCCAGGCGCGGCGCCCAUCGAGGUUGACAGUGAGAAGGCCAGUUUGCACGAAGAGCAGGGACACUUGGUCACCAUAGUGCAAACGGGACACCACGAAAUCUCGUCCGAUCCGGGCGUCACGACGGUCACCGUGUCCGGGCUGCUGGCCAGCACAAGUACUGACUGUGGUCCGCGUCACCUAGUUUUCACGCCGACGUCCAACGAGGGCGAGAUGGAGAUUUUGGCGCAUCUAUAAUAUUUAAAAUUCUUACUGCACUUUGAUUUAUUAUUUUUUUUUUCGUUCUUUUCGAUUAGACCAAAAAUUAUCUUGUAUGUGAUCCGCCGAAAUCUUUGUUGAAAAUUACAGCCGGACGAUCGAAUAAAGAAGUAAAUUCUCUGAGUGCCUCCAACUGAAACAAUAUAAUAUAUAAAAAAAAUGCUGAAAUUUUAGUUGUAGUUGACUACUCGGAAGAUGAAUCAAACGAUCUAUAGUUAUUAAAUAUAUAUUUAAAAAGCAAAAAAGAGAAGAUGCCUACGAAAAGCUCGUGUAGUUAUACAAUUAAGCAAAAUGUUUUCAAAUGUACAUAGUCAUUGUAUAUACCCUAGGAAAAUGUGAGACCAAUUGAUUAAUAAUUAUCUAUAUAAUUAUGGUAAAAUAUUACACACUGCUUUUAACUGUCGAAUGGUGGAAUCUGUUCGACGGAGAGACUUUUUAUCUCUGCUGGUUGUUUACUCAUAUUGAUUGUCAUAUGUUGUGAAAAGUUUUUCUCUACGCGACCGUGUUUUUGCUUUGUUCUUUAAAAUCUGUACUCUACCUUUACUUGUCUUAUUUGAAUAUAAAAAUAAUGACUUUUUAUCUUCUGUUUAUUCCCCCGAUGACUCACGCAUCUAUGCGGCUAUUUCAAUUUUGCAUGAUUGUUUCGAUGUUUGGUUGUUUGACAGUUUCAGAGAAAAGUAAACGUUUAAUUGUACUCCACUCUUAUGAUUUUAUUUAAGGAGUGUAAAAUAAUGUACCUGUAUUAAACCUUCAUAAGCAAAGU